AUGGUCAACGUCUUCAUCACUGGCGCCUCAGGUUUCGUCGGCUCCCACCUCACCCCCAUCCUCCUUGCCGCGGGGCACAAGAUUACUGCUAUCGCCAAGUCUGACGCAUCCGCAAAGAAGCUUGAGGACCAAGGUGUCACCGUCAUCCGCGCAAGCCUCGAAGACACCAAUGCUCUCGCUAAAGCCGCUUCCGCAUCCGACGGUGUGAUUCACCUUGGUUUCAUCCAUGACUUUUCCAACUUGGCCCAUUCCGUCAAGGUCGAUUUCGCCGCCAUCGAGGCAUUCGGCAAGGCCCUCAAUGGGUCGAACAAGCCCCUCAUAAUCGCCUCCGCCAUCCCCGUUACCGGAAUCCGCAACCCCUCCGAGCUCUCUCCCGGCACCCAGCCUCCUCGAGACAAGUCUGAGCACCUCACCACUUCCUUCACUUCCUCUGGCGUCCGCUCCCACGUCGUGCGCUUGUCGCCCACUGUCCACGGCGAUGGGGACCAAGCGUUCUUGACACACUAUGUCCAGCAGUCGAAGAAGGCUGGGUUUGCCGGAUAUAUUGGGGAUGGGGAGACCCAUUGGCCGGCUGUUCAUGUCAAGGAUGCGGCGGAGAUCUUCAAGCUCGCCUUGGAAAGCACGACUCUCAAGGGCGGCGAGAUUCUCCACGCUGCUCAAGACGCCGGUGUAGCCUUCAAAGACAUUGCUGCCGCUGUCGCUGGCCGUUUGGGCGUCGAGACGAAGAGUAUCACUGCCGAGCAAGCUGGGGAGACUUAUACCUGGCUUGGUGGCUUUAUCGCUGCUGAUACGGUGGCGGAGAGUCAGUUGACUAGGCAGUGGCUUGGGUGGGAACCAAAGGAGGAGGGGCUGGUGGAGGAUAUUAAGAGUAGCAAAUGGUACUUUGAGCCGGGAACUGAGACCAAGUUUUGA
Molecule: messenger RNA, 912 nt
Organism: Cryptococcus wingfieldii CBS 7118
Lineage: Eukaryota; Fungi; Basidiomycota; Tremellomycetes; Tremellales; Cryptococcaceae
Exons: 3
Coding region: 1-912 (303 amino acids)
Source: RefSeq, a predicted model, not a curated record